GAGGGGUGGGGCGAGGGCGGGGCGAGGGCGGGGCCGGGGCGGCACUCGUGGGAGCGGAGGCGGGAGCCGGAGCGGACCAGGGGCUGCGGCCGCUGCCGUCGUCCUGGCUGGUGCGAGAGGGGUGGCGAGGCUGAAGCCUGGGAGACCCGCUGAAGGGCCAGCGAGACUCAGAGACCGGAGACCCGCCUCGGGAGACCUGAGACUCGGCGCGCGAGCGGAUUUCCUUGCGCUUGCCCGGAGCGCGCGCGGGGGUAGCCCCAUGGCCGGGAGUCCGGGCCGCGAUCCUUGGGGGGGCCCUGGGAUUUGUUACCUUCUUGGCUCCCUGCUCUCCGGACUGCUCUUCCCAGGGGCCGUCGCCUUCAAUCUGGACGUGAUGGGCGCCCUGCGCAAGGAGGGCGAGCCAGGGAGCCUGUUUGGCUUCUCUGUGGCUCUGCACCGGCAGUUGCAGCCCCGACCCCAGAGCUGGCUGCUGGUGGGCGCUCCCCAGGCUCUGGGCCUGCCCGGGCAGCAGGCGAAUCGCACUGGAGGCCUCUUCGCUUGCCCCCUGAGCCUGGAAGAGACUGACUGCUACAGAGUGGACAUUGACCGGGGAGCUGAUGUGCAGAAGGAGAGUAAGGAGAACCAGUGGUUGGGAGUCAGUGUUCGGAGCCAGGGACCUGGGGGCAAGAUUGUUACCUGUGCACACCGAUACGAGGCGCGGCAGCGUGUGGACCAGAUCCUGGAGACAAGGGACGUGAUUGGUCGCUGCUUUGUGCUGAGCCAGGACCUGGCCAUCCGCGAUGAGCUGGAUGGCGGGGAGUGGAAGUUCUGUGAGGGGCGCCCCCAGGGCCACGAACAAUUUGGGUUCUGCCAGCAGGGCACAGCUGCUGCCUUCUCUCCUGACAGCCACUACCUCCUCUUUGGGGCCCCGGGAACCUAUAACUGGAAGGGCACGGCCAGGGUGGAGCUCUGUGUGCAGGGCUCAGCGGACCUGGCACAUCUGGACGACGGGCCCUACGAGGCGGGGGGGUUGCUCUUUGUGACCAACAUUGAUAGCUCAGACCCCGACCAGCUGGUGUAUAAAACUUUGGACCCUGCUGACCGGCUCCCAGGACCAGCCGGAGACUUGGCCCUGAAUAGCUACUUAGGUUUCUCCAUUGACUCGGGGAGGAGUCUGGUGCGAGCGCAGGAGCUGAGCUUUGUGGCCGGGGCCCCCCGGGCCAACCACAAGGGGGCAGUGGUCAUUCUGCGCAAAGACAGUGCCAGUCGCCUGGUGCCUGAAGUUGUGCUGCCGGGGGAGCGCCUGACCUCCGGCUUUGGCUCCUCGCUGGCCGUGGCCGACCUCAACAACGACGGCUGGACAGACCUGGUAGUAGGUGCCCCCUACUUCUUUGAGCGCCAAGAGGAGCUGGGGGGUGCCGUGUAUGUGUACAUGAACCAGGGGGGUCGCUGGGCUGGGGUCUCCCCUCUCCGGCUCUGCGGCUCCCCUGACUCCAUGUUCGGGAUCAGCCUGGCUGUCCUGGGGGACCUCAACCAAGACGGCUUCCCAGACCUUGCCGUGGGGGCUCCCUUCGAUGGGGAUGGGAAGGUCUUUAUCUACCACGGGAGCAGCCUGGGGGUUGUCGCCACACCUUCCCAGGUGCUGGAGGGCGAGGCCGUGGACGUAAGGAGCUUCGGCUACUCUCUGUCGGGCGGCCUGGACGUGGACGGGAACCACUACCCGGACCUGCUGGUGGGCUCCCUGGCCGACACGGCCGUGCUCUUCAGGGCCAGGCCCGUCCUCCACGUCUCCCACGAGGUCUCUAUUCUUCCAAGAACCAUCGACCUAGAACAGCCCAACUGUGCCAGUGGCCACUCAGUCUGCAUGGACCUCAGGGCCUGUUUCAGCUACAUGGCAUCGCCCAGCGGCUACAGCCCCGUCGUGGCCCUGGAAUACACGAUAGAUGGGGACACAGACCGGAGGCUCCGGGGCCAGGUCCCCCGCGUGACCUUCCUGAGCCGUGGCCCGGAUGACCCCAAGCACCAGGCCUCGGGCACCGUGUGGCUGAAACACCAGCAGGACCGAGUCUGUGGAGACGCGAUGCUGCAGCUUCAGGAGAAUGUCAAAGACAAGCUUCGGCCCAUCGUGGUGACGCUGUCUUAUAGUCUCCAGACCCCUCGGCUCCGAAGACGGGCUCCUGGCCAGGGGCUGCCCCCCGUGGCCCCCAUCCUCAAUGCCCACCAGCCCAGCACCCAGCGGACAGAGAUCCACUUUCUGAAGCAAGGCUGUGGUGAAGACAAGGUGUGCCAGAGCAAUCUGCAGCUGGUCCGCGCCCGGUUCUGCGCCCGCGUCAGUGACACGGAGUUUCAGCCUCUGCCCAUGGAUGCAGAUGGGACGACCGCCCUAUUUGCACUGAGUGGGCAGCCAGUCAUGGGCCUGGAGCUGAAGGUCACCAAUCUGCCCUCGGACCCGGCCCAGCCCCAGGCUGAUGGGGAUGAUGCCCACGAAGCCCAGCUGCUGGUCGCCCUCCCUGCCUCUCUGCGCUACUCAGGAGUCCGGGCCCUGGACCCUGCGGAGAAGCCGCUGUGCCUGUCCAAUGAGAACGCCUCCCAUGUUGAGUGUGAGCUGGGGAACCCCAUGAAGAGGGGCGCCCAGGUCACCUUCUACCUCAUCCUUAGCACCUCAGGGAUCACCAUUGAGACCACAGAGCUGGAGGUGGAGCUGCUGCUGGCCACGAUCAGCGAACAGGAGCUGCACCCGGCCUCCGCCCGAGCCCGCGUCUUCAUCGAGCUGCCGCUGUCCGUCACGGGGGUGGCCAUUCCCCAGCAGCUCUUCUUCUCUGGCGUGGUGCGAGGAGAGAGCGCCAUGCAGUCGGAGCGGGAUGUGGGCAGCAAGGUCAAGUAUGAGGUUACGGUCUCCAACCAAGGCCAGUCGCUUAACACCCUGGGCUCGGCCUUCCUAAACAUCAUGUGGCCCCACGAGAUUGCCAACGGGAAGUGGCUGCUGUACCCCGUGCGGGUGGAGCUGGAGGGCGGGCAGGGGCCCGAGCGGAGGGGACUCUGUUCCCCCAGGCCCAACAUCCUCCACCUGGACGUGGACAGCAGGGACAGGAGGCGGCGGGAGCUGGGGCGGCCGGAGCCGCAGGAGCCUCGGGAGCCGCCGGAGCCCAGCACGUCCUGGUGGCCGGUGUCCUCUGCCGAGAAGAAGAAAAACGUCACCCUGGACUGUGCCCGGGGCACGGCCAGCUGCGUGGUGUUCAGCUGCCCCCUCUACAGUUUUGACCGCGUGGCUGUGCUGCACGUCUGGGGCCGCCUCUGGAACAGCACCUUCCUGGAGGAGUACUCAGCUGUGAAGUCCCUGGAAGUGAUUGUCCGAGCCAACAUCACCGUGAAGUCUUCCAUCAAGAACUUGCUGCUCAGAGACGCCUCCACAGUGAUCCCAGUGAUGGUUUACCUGGACCCGGCGGCUGUGGCGGCAGAAGGAGUCCCCUGGUGGGUCAUCCUCCUGGCGGUACUGGCCGGGCUGCUGGUGCUGGCGCUGCUGGUGCUGCUGAUGUGGAAGAUGGGAUUCUUCAAGCGAGCGCGAUACCCCGAAGCCACCGUGCCCCAGUACCACGCGGUGAAGAUCCCUCGGGAAGACCGGCAGCAGUUCAAGGAGGAGAAGACAGGCACCAUCCUGAGGAGCAACUGGGGCAGCCCCCGGCGGGAGGGCCCUGACGCACACCCCAUCCUGGCUGGGGAUGGGCACGCGGAGCUGGGCUCCGACGGGCGUCCGGUUCCGGGCACCGCCUAGCCUCCCCUGCCCCAGCCUGGCCGGUGGGCCCCCUGCACCCCUUCCCUGGAGACGGCUCCUGGGGAUGAGGAGCGCAGGCUGAGCUGCUGGUGUCCCGUCAGGAUUUGGCAGGAUCUGUUUCCGCGGGGGCCCAGGCCUCUCUUCCCAUCAGGCCCGCCCCCCGACCUCCCCUUAGAAUGCCGCGAGAGGAGAGGGGGUGCAUCGC
Molecule: messenger RNA, 3956 nt
Organism: Hippopotamus amphibius kiboko
Lineage: Eukaryota; Metazoa; Chordata; Mammalia; Artiodactyla; Hippopotamidae
Gene: ITGA7
Product: integrin subunit alpha 7
Exons: 26
Coding region: 260-3751 (1163 amino acids)
Biological process (GO): integrin-mediated signaling pathway; leukocyte migration; cell-cell adhesion
Cellular component (GO): external side of plasma membrane; integrin complex
Molecular function (GO): integrin binding
Source: RefSeq, a predicted model, not a curated record